Messenger RNA from Pyricularia pennisetigena, 2502 nucleotides. RefSeq lists its product as uncharacterized. Gene Ontology annotation, cellular component: nucleus. Bases 1 to 2502 code for a protein of 833 amino acids. The transcript has 3 exons. The record is from RefSeq and is a predicted model, not a curated record. Gene Ontology annotation, biological process: regulation of DNA-templated transcription. Gene Ontology annotation, molecular function: zinc ion binding. Lineage: Eukaryota; Fungi; Ascomycota; Sordariomycetes; Magnaporthales; Pyriculariaceae.
AUGUCGCUGAUACAGCUGUCGCGACUGAUUGACCUACCGGACUCGGACCUACAGCAAGUCCUUGACUACGCCCAAACGCUCUCCAAACCGGCAGCAGCAGAACACUUCAAAAAUCUACUAGGGGACUCGCCACAAGCGAUUGAGUUCAUCUCCAGCUUCAACUCGCGCCGCAAGGACCCCAAAGCCCCAGCGGCAUUUUCAUCGUCGACCGCGUCCCAAUCGCAAAGCUACGCAAGUGCUGGUGGAAUCGACGCCGUUCCCAAGCCCCAGCGCACAACAAAGCAGAAGAAGCAGCGCGCGCUACACACCCCAGCUCCGCGACAGGUCAUCAAUCUUGGGCCCACUCCCGGCACUACAUACAGCAAGAAGAACGUUGAGGACGAUUACAUCUCGACUCGGUCCUCAUCCGGCACUGCUAGCCCUGCCCCGAGACCUGGACCCGCGAGGCAGCCCCCAGUAAAAUCUGCAACUCCCCCACCGCCAAAGCCACCACCGUCUGCUGCGGGGUCGCUCAUAUCCGAUUUGCUUCCAGUCCCGAAGCAGCAAAAGGCAAGAUCGACACCAGGCAGCCGGUCGUCGACGCCCGGGCCGGCUCCCAAGGCAGGAAAUGCUACCAAGGUAUCUAUAGCAGGUGGGACGCCUAUGCAUGGCGCGUCAACGGCCGUCGCCGACCUUGAUGCUGCGAUACGUGCGCUCGAGAUCAGCACCAAUCCUACCAAGUCAGGCAGCAGUACCAGCGAGGAUAUUGAAGCCCGACGAUGCAACUGCGUCGCCACGAGGCAUCCGCUUCAGGGCGCGGCGCCAAACUGCCUCAGCUGCGGGAAAGUCAUUUGCUUGAAGGAGGGGCUUGGACCUUGCACGUUCUGCGGUGCGCCGUUGCUGUCGUCGGGUGAGGUUCAGGCCAUGAUCAGGGAGCUGAGAGAUGAGCUGGGCAAGGAGAAGCAGGCCGCAAAUCGGGCGGCCAACAAAAAAGCCGAGGUAUCGACCACUCCAAGGCCAUUCUCAAAACCCAGAGAGGCGUUUGGCCCGCGGCCAGGAGAGGAUCCGUCGGCGGCAAUAUCAGCCGCCGAAGCAAAAGCGAGGGAGCAUCGCGAUAAGCUACUAAACUUCCAGGCUCAAAACGCGCGACGGACCACGGUUCGUGACGAGGCCAGCGAUUUUGAUGUUUCAAUGACGGGUAGCAUGUGGGCAAGUCCUGAAGAUCGAGCCAGGGAGCUCAAGAGACAGCAGAAGCUGAUGCGUGAGAUGGAAUGGAACGCACGGCCCGACUAUGAGAAACGCAAGCAGGUUCUCAGUAUAGAUUUGGUAGGCGGCAAAAUCGUCAAGAAGAUGGUUGCUGCAGAGAGACCACCAAGUCCAGAUCCUGCAGAAGACGCCUCUGCGGUCCAGGAUUUCUCGGCGUUGGGAGAGUCGGACGGCAAUAGGGUCUCAGGGGGAGGAGCCUUCAGUAAGAAUCCUCUGCUGCAGGGUCUGAUCAAGCCAGUCUAUGAUCUCAAAGGCAAGGGGGCGGAACUGGAGGGAAGAAAAGACAGAAAGACCCGAUGGAGAAGGGUUCAGGAUGACCUUGACGACAACGAGAAUGCACUCCCGCUCCUGAAAGCGGCCUAUGACCGCGGUCUCAACACCUGGGACACCGCGAACGUCUACUCCAAUGGAGUCUCUGAGGAGAUUGUCGGCAAGGCGCUCAAGAAGUACAACAUCCCGCGAGAGAAGGUUGUCAUCAUGACAAAGUGUCGCUGGGCCGUCGGCGAGCAGCCAGAAGUCAGGCCUUUCUUCGUCCCUGAUGCGAUCGCCCUGUCCAAGGACUAUGUGAACCAGUACGGGCUGUCCAGGGCGGCCAUCUUCAACCAGGUCGAGGCCUCGCUGCGCCGCCUCGACACGGACUACAUUGACCUGCUGCAGAUUCACCGCUGGGACCCAAAGACGCCCAUCGAGGAGACGAUGAAGGCGCUUAAUGAUCUGGUCGAGUCGGGCAAAGUGCGGUAUAUCGGCGCCAGCUCAAUGUGGGCAACGCAAUUCGCUCGGAUGCAGUUCUGCGCCGAGCGCAACGGCUGGGCCAAGUUUGUGAGCAUGCAGAACCACUACAAUCUCCUCUACCGCGAGGAGGAGCGCGAGAUGAAUCGCUUCUGCGACGACACAGGCGUCGGGCUUAUCCCCUGGGCUCCGCUCUGCCGCGGGCACCUGGCCCGGCCGCCGUCCGAGUACGGGUCCACGGAGCGAAGCAAGAUGGAGAAGGAUCAGGAACAGAACCACACGGGCACGGUCGAGCCGGACCUGACCAUCAUAAAGCGCGUCAUGGAGACGGCCGAAAAGCGCGGCUGGAAAAUGAGCCAGGUGGCGCUGGCCUGGAUCAACGCCAAGGUCGCCAGUCCCAUCAUCGGGUUCAGCAGCGUCGAGCGGAUGGACGAGGCGAUUGGAGCCAGGGGCAAGGUGCUCACAGAGGAGGAGACCAAGUAUCUGGAGGAGCUAUACACGGCCAAGAACAUCUCGGGACACUCUUGA